This is a messenger RNA of Closterium sp. Yama58-4, 2493 nucleotides long. The record is from the annotation of a GenBank genome assembly. Lineage: Eukaryota; Viridiplantae; Streptophyta; Zygnematophyceae; Desmidiales; Closteriaceae.
AUGAUGGCCUCGCACGAGGUUACGGGCAGAGAUCAGAUCGGCAGCGCGCCUAAUCCCGUGCUCGGGGGGCUCGGGCAAUCGACGACACGGCCGCUGCAGUUUCCCCGCGAUCCCGAGUCGGAUGAGUCACCAGACGACUCUGCGACGUCGUCUCCAUCGUCAUCGGCGUGCGAUCACGCGGCGGCUGGUCGCGAUUGCGACCCUGGGAGCGGAAGAGGUGGAGGGGUGGGCGACAUGGUGGAAGCUUCGCUUGCAACUUUUGGGGUUACAUCUGUUCUGCGGUUUCGUAACCUUUCACACUCUGUCGCAUCGAGGCGAAUUGGCGUGAGAAGUAUUUCCAGCCGUAGGAUUCUCGUCGACAUCAGCGGCAGCGCAAAAUCGGGACAGAUCACAGCGAUCAUGGGAGCGAGUGGAGCGGGGAAAACGACGCUGCUGAACAUCUUGGCAUGCCGUAUAGCAUCGGGUCGGCGAGCUGGCGAAGUGGAGCUCGACGGGUUACCCGUGCGAAGCGGAACGAUGCGACGAGUUUCGGCGUAUGUGAUGCAGGACGACCUCAUGUUCCCGUCGCUCACGGUGCGCGAAACGAUGAUGUUCGCCGCGGAGCUUCGCCUGCCGCAGAGCGUGAGGCGGGAGGAGAAGGUGGCGAGGGUGGCGCGGCUGCUCGAAUUGCUUGGAUUGACGGAAGUUGCGGAAACGAAAAUUGGGGACGAGGGGCAGAGGGGCGUGUCUGGUGGCGAGAGGAAGCGCGUCGCGAUCGGAACAGAGAUCAUCUGCGACCCGAAGAUUCUCUUCCUGGACGAGCCCACGUCGGGACUCGACUCGACGAGCGCGUUCCGCGUGGUGCGGGCGAUUAAAGACAUCGCGACCAACACGAACAGCAUCGCCGUCAUGGUGCUGCACCAGGUGCGACCUUCCUCAUGGUGCUGCACCAGGUACGACCUUCCUCAUGGUGCUGCACCAGGUGCGACCUUCCUCAUGGUGCUGCACCAGGUACGACCUUCCUCAUGGUGCUGCACCAGGUACGACCUUCCUCAUGGUGCUGCACCAGGUGCGACCUUCCUCAUGGUGCUGCACCAGGUGCGACCGCGUUUCCUCUUCCACGUGCUCGGGACGACCAUCACCUUUAUCCCGACUCUCUCCCCCUCCCUUCCCCACAUCCCCCUCCCUAUCCCCCAUUCUCCUCACCUUUCCUUUCCGCCAACCAACCCCCCUUUUUUCUCCCCCUCCCAGCCCAGCUUCCGCGUUCUAGGCCUCGUCGACCGUUUGAUCCUCCUCGCGUCGGGCCACGCUGUCUUUCAAGGCGCGCCUCCCACGCUGCCGCGCUUCCUCGAGUCGGUCGGGUUCCCCGUGCCGCAGUUCGCUAACAGCACAGAGUUCGCGCUGGAUCUUAUCGAGGAUAUGCAGCGGUCGAGCCGCGGUGUCGCGGAUUUGGUGCAUUUUGCGCGGGAAUAUGAAAGGGAGCAAGAGGAAGAGGAGGAGCGGGAAAGGAAGCUAGGGAAGCUGGGAGAACAGGCUGUGCUGCGGCGUAACCCUCAAUCAAAGGGUGUUUUACAACUGGCGGUGCUGACGAGACGGAAUGCCCUGAUCACGUUUCGCACGCCCGCGCUGUAUCUUCUGCGACUGGGCCUGAUUGCUAUUACGGGGAUAAUGCUCGCGACCAUCUUCUUCCAACCAAAUGACAGCAUGAAGGGUUUUCAGGAACGGCUGGCCUUUUUCUCCUUCGCCAUAUGCGUGCUCUUUUUCGUCUCCUGCGACGCAGUUCCCAUCUUCAUCCAAGAGCGGAACAUUUUUCUCCGGGAGACCAGCAGCAGCGCGUACCGCCCGUCCACGUACCUCCUCUCCUCCACCCUCGUCUAUCUCCCCCUACAUCUGCUUAUGGCACUCACGCUCGUGCUCGAGGCCUGGUGGUGCCUGGGCCUGCAGGGGGGACCUGAGGGAUUCUGCUUCAUGGUGCUUGCGUGCUUCGCCAUGCUUUUCACUGGGAAUGCCAUCGCUACGUGUGUCAGCAUCUGCGUCAACCAUGUAGUGCUGGCCUAUGCAGUGGCCAUUGCUCUCAUGGCAUACUUUGCUCUCCUCAGCGGGUUCUACAUCGACAGGGAGAGCAUCCCAGACGGCUGGGUCUGGCUGCACUACUUCUCGCCCAUGAAGUAUGCGUACGAGGCGCUCGCAAUCAACGAGUUCGGCAGGCCUGGAGGUCCCUGCUACUUGGAAGCUGGCACAAUGUUCGAUAAUACACCAGUGGCGCCGUAUCUAAACGCAACCAGAAUCAACAAGGCCAUGAUAGGGAUGCGGCAGGUGCUGGCUGGUACCCCUUACAGCAAAAUCACUAUAAGCACGUGUUUGCGGGACGGGCCGCAGCUGCUAACAACUACACUGGCGGUGAAUCAGCUAGACAUGUGGGAGAAUGUUGCGGUGCUGCUGGGUUUUGGGGUGUUUGUGCGGUUUGUCACGUUUCUGCUUUUGGUGCGGUUCAGUAAAGCUAAGCACCAGUGA